AUGGCUGAUCGAAAGAAUGGCAUGGUUCAAGCGUAUGGCUAUCCCAGCAACGCAGGGACUAGUCAGAUAGUGUCAAGGGCUGUUGCUGCUGCUGCUGCCAAUAGUCAUCAUUCAAGCCGAGGUAAAUCAGGUCGCAAUUCCAAACGAUACUCGGUAUCUGCAUUCUACUCGAUGGCAGCUGAGCAAGACAAUGAAGUAGAAGAUGAAUUAGCACAAGCUCAACGAAGUUUACGUGAUUUGAAAUCAAAGAUCUCUGGUCAGUCGAAAAAGAAUUUUGUGUUGGAGAGAGAUGUGCGUUAUCUGGAUUCUCGAAUUGCUCUGUUGAUUCAAAAUCGAAUUGCAUUGGACGAGCAAAAUGAAAUGGCUUCUCACCUGGAAGAACAUGGUGUCGAGAAUAGCGAUUCUUUUCCCGAUGAUCGUCGAAUGCAGUUAUACGGCAACUUCUUUUUCAUUCUCCAGAGCGAACCUAGACAUAUUGCAACACUGUGCCGACUUGUCAGUCUUUCAGAAAUUGAUACACUGCUGCAAACUGUCAUGUUCACACUGUAUGGUAAUCAAUACGAAAGUCGUGAAGAGCAUUUGCUGUUGACCAUGUUUCAGAAUGUGCUGGCUGCUCAGUUUGAAACAUCCACAGAAUUUGGCUCAUUGCUGCGUGCCAACACACCCGUCUCUCGAAUGAUGACAACCUACACCAGAAGAGGACCCGGUCAAGCCUAUCUGAAAUCAAUUUUAUCCGACAAGAUCAGGGAUUUAGUCGAGGAUCAAGAACUGAAUCUGGAAAUUAAUCCUCUCAAAGUAUACGAGCAGAUGGUGGCACAGAUUGAAAGCGAAAAGGGCUUUUUACCAGCAGAUCUACCUCGCAGUGUCACGCCAGAAGUAGCAGCAGAGAACGAAAAUGUGCAAAAGAUUAUCCAGCCUCGCCUAGAGAAGCUCAUUGAGAUUGCCGAGAGUUUUUUGACCACCAUCAUCUCCUCCACUGCGUCUGUUCCAUACGGUAUUCGCUGGAUCUGUAAACAAAUCCGUUCGCUAACAAAACGAAAGAGUCCUGAUGCAUCAGAGUAUUCCGUUUGCUCUAUGAUUGGUGGUUUUUUCUUUUUGCGGUUCAUCAAUCCUGCAAUUGUUACCCCCAGAGCGUACAUGCUGCUGGAAACUGCACCUGGCAAUGCGCCUAGAAGAACACUGACUUUGAUUGCCAAGAUGCUGCAAAAUUUGGCCAACAGACCUUCUUAUGCCAAGGAAAGCUACAUGUUGCCUACAAACCCAUUUGUCGAAAAGAACAAGCAACGCAUCAACAAAUUCUUGAAUGAGCUUUGUGAAGUCAGUGAUUUCUAUGAAACUUUGGAGAUGGAUCAGUACAUGGCGCUUAGCAAGAAAGAUAUCGACAUUAAUAUUACCCUCAACGAAAUAUACAGCACUCAUACCCUCGUUCAACGCCAUUUGGAUAUCAUAGCGCCCAAAGAAAAGGAUCACCUUCGCAUCUUGGUCAAUGAUCUUGCUCCUGCUCCUGCACAAGUAUCUCGAAAGGAAAACAAGACUAUUGACUUACCCCUCUUCAGUCGCUGGGAGAUCCCUAUCCAAGAUCUCACUACGGCCCUCAUGUCUGAGAACAACAUUACGCAAAAUGACAUUCUGUAUAUGGAGACGAAAGCUAUCUAUGUUCAACUGAUUCGUUCGCUUCCACAUUUAGCGUCAGGUCCACUUGAUCUAGACUACAUAGCAGAGACAGCCGCCACGACAAAGGAUGCGCAACUAGUGAGAAAAGGGAUCAAAGUAAAGGACAUGUUGAGAGAAUUGGAAGACGCAGGCGUCAUAGAUCAUAGAGACCAUUACAAAUUGCUGGUAGAGGAGAUCACACAAGAACUAGCACAUCUCGGUAACCUCAAGGAGAAAGUAAGACAAGAAUCCGACUCAUUGGAAGGUGUAUACAAGACGAUUCUGGACCACAACAACUACCUCAAAAGCCAACUGGAAAGCUACAAGGCGUAUCUGCAGAAUGUCAGAAUACAAAGUGGUGGCGAGAAGACGACAAAGAAUUCUGUAGGUAUUGGAGUAGAGAUCGAAGGAGGCAAGCCUAGAAAAGCACCCAAAGGGCCACCAAAAGGACCUUUCAAGUUUUCGCACAAUCAUUUGGAGAAGGAUGGUGUUAUCACAGAGAGCACAGUGCCCGAAAACAGACGGCCCAAUAUUUUCUUUUCCAUUACAUCACCUUUGCCUGGUACAUUUAUCAUUGCAAUGCACUUUAAGGGUCGUGAUAAGCCUAUUCUGGAGAUGGAUCUGAAGCUGGAUGAUUUACUUGAAAAGCAACAAGAUAAUGUUGAGCUACUGGAUCUUGAAUAUGUUCGACUGAAUGUGACCAAAACACUCGGCCUCUUGAACAAAACAUUCGUAACCAGACACAAAUAA
Messenger RNA from Mucor velutinosus, 2403 nucleotides. RefSeq lists its product as uncharacterized. The record is from RefSeq and is a predicted model, not a curated record. Gene Ontology annotation, biological process: regulation of GTPase activity; negative regulation of Ras protein signal transduction. Gene Ontology annotation, cellular component: cell cortex. Gene Ontology annotation, molecular function: protein binding; GTPase activator activity. The coding region runs from base 1 to 2403 and encodes 800 amino acids. The transcript is spliced from 7 exons. NCBI's taxonomy places the organism in Eukaryota, Fungi, Mucoromycota, Mucoromycetes, Mucorales, Mucoraceae.